AUGUCGAAGAUUUCCAAGUCGCUGAUCAACAAUAAGCACUUGAAAACCACCAUUGAUUCUCUAUUUCGUUCUUCUUCGUCAUCAGUAAAGCAGCUCAGUAAAACCCUAACUUCAAAACAGAGUCUUUUCUCCAAUUCGUUUUCCAGUACUACCAGAGUUAUCAAUUCAACUCAUGGUGGUGGCGCUCCUAACCUUUGCUCUAUUCCAGCUUCAUCUUCAGUGGUCAAUGGCGGUACCACGCAUAACAUAAAAAAGAUGGAUCUUCGGACUUGGAUUCCAGUUAGGGCUUUUUGCUUAUCCCAUAGAAUCGAUUUGAUGGGAUUAAUGUCUGAGAAUCAAGCCAAUUUGAUCCCACAUACUCCUGGAAUCGGCAAUUACAUUGUUCUUAGAUUUGAUAACCUUACUGGCACUCCUACUGCUCCUCCUCAAGAAUUGGAUGUUGAGUUAAGUGGGAGAAGUCACUCUUCUUACAUGGUGGUUUUCAAAUAUGGAUCCACCCUAAUGUUUAAUAUGCUCGAUCACCAAAUUGAUGGAUAUCUAAAGAUCAUUAAAAGACAUGCUUCAGGGACAACCAAGGACUGUGGAGACUCUUCACAGAAUUACAUCGAUUACAAGGUGAGUGAAAAGCUGAAGUUGCCCCCUUGUGUGCAAGAUGUGUCAAACCAUAUGAUGUUGCAGAACUUUAACAUUGAUGGGAUUUGUACAAUCGCUAGUGUUCUUGGUCAAAGUGUUGUUCUUGACUACUACUCUCGCCUGGUUGAUGAAUUGACAUCUGCAUAUACAAAUGUAAAUACUGGAUUGAAAGAAAGUGGCACUACAUACAAUUUCGAAAAUGUACUCAACAAAGAUUUAGUUAAUGCAAAUUUACUUAAACUGCUGCGAAGAACGCGUGCUGGUGCAGAUAUUGUUAGAUGGUUUGGGCUAUACGAGAGAUCAGAUGUUGCUUGGGAAGAAGAUUCGGAGUACACACAUCUGCUUGACCACCUUCGUGAUGAAUUGAAAUUGACACAGAGAUUUGCCAAUUUAGAUCGAAAGUUCAAGAUGGCGGAGCUCAAUAUCUGGUUCGUUGGAGAAGAAGCGAAUGUACCUCGGCUUAGUGUGCUUUUAUUUGCAUGUAUAAGCUGUUUUAUGUUGAUAUUCUUUACACCAAUAGUGAUCUUACCAAUUAGUGCAUUAGACACUUUCCUCAUGUCGCUAUGA
Messenger RNA from Papaver somniferum (opium poppy), 1200 nucleotides. RefSeq lists its product as uncharacterized. NCBI's taxonomy places the organism in Eukaryota, Viridiplantae, Streptophyta, Magnoliopsida, Ranunculales, Papaveraceae. The transcript has 7 exons. Bases 1 to 1200 code for a protein of 399 amino acids. The record is from RefSeq and is a predicted model, not a curated record.